GAUUCAAUUAUUUCCUCAACGGCUAUGGCGGAAGCACAUACAACACCAAAAAAGAAAUCCAGCCUGGAGCACGACGCAAUCUUCAAAACGCUGGAAAAGUUAACGGCUCCUGUUAGUAACGAUAGUCCAAAGCUUCCAACUAUUAAAGAUUUCUGCAUCCUGAAACCAAUCAGCCGUGGAGCUUUUGGAAAGGUAUUUCUGGGAUAUAAGAAGAAUGAUCAACACAAACUGUUUGCCAUUAAGGUUAUGCGGAAAUCAGAGAUGAUCAACAAAAACAUGAUAUCACAGGUGAUUACAGAACGCAAUGCAUUGGCACUUUCCCGAAGUCCAUUUUGCGUAACAUUAUACUACUCACUGCAAACGAUGACAUCGGUAUUUCUAGUGAUGGAGUAUAUGGUAGGAGGGGAUUUAAAAUCACUGCUCGCCAUGUAUGGGUUUUUCGAGGAAUCCGCCGCUCGUUUCUACACGGCCGAAGUAUGCUUAGCACUUCAGUACUUGCACAAGCAUGGCAUCGUACAUCGUGACAUUAAACCGGACAACAUGCUGAUUUCGGCCGGUGGACACGUCAAGUUAACCGACUUCGGACUCAGCCGCAUCGAAAUGAGUCGCGAUUUGGAAAUUUCCGAUCUUAUCAACUGUUCACCAACCCUGAAUACCAGGACACCAGGGCAGUUGCUUUCACUGACCUCGCAUCUUUCAUUUGGAUCGCACGAAAAACGCCAACAGGAGCUGCUGGAAAAAGAACGGCUGCAACGGUCUUCGGAAAAUGAGUCCGAAUGUUCCUUCUCCAAUUCACGACAGAACGACAGUAAGAUGUCGGGAGUUAGUCCGUUUUACUCGGCGGAACAGAAUGCCAGUAUGAUUGAAAGUCUCAGAGAGAUUCGGACUGAGGGAACUGGAGAUUUGACUUCUUCGUAUUACACCUGCAGUUCUAGUAUCGAUGGUAAGACCAGCAGCGGAAGCUAUGAAUCUAUCAGCAACAAUGUCAAUGGCUGUGACCGAGAUAGUAAUUUCAUUAUAACACGGGACCGGUCGGUUAAUAAUAAGGAAAAUAUGAUUGAUGAGAACAAACAAACGGGAUUGGAGAAAAAUGGUCAUUCGUUCGAGUUCCUGCUGAUUCCUGGCAAUAAAUUCAGAAAUCAUGUUAGCAAUGAUUCCGGUGUGUCGAGUCGUAAAAGUGAUAUUUCAAAUAUUCAUGCGGAACUUUCCUCAAUCGAUAAGACUGAGUGUUCGAACAAUAGCAACAAAGAAGAUUACUCGUGUUCCGAUUUUUCGCGAAGUUAUAGUAUGAGUAACAUCAACGAAUCAAUGAAUUCACGACACGACUAUCAUUCGCCGUUGAAAAAUGGUUCGCGGUGUUUCAAAAGACCGGAAUAUUUCAGAGGCAUCAAACGGAAGCGACAUCUAGUGAGCCGGGUCGAUUCGCUAACGUCGGAUCCAGACGGUAGCACGGCUAGUACAGGACUGACACAAGAAAUAGACGUCAUGGACAUCGGAAGUAGCACCCCGAAGAAACGAAAGGCAACCUCUCCCAUCAAGGGAGUUUUGAAAGUUCGAUCUCUGUCGGAUGACGAAAUGCCGGUUAAUAAUCAUCUCGGUAAUGUUAUGUUUUCCACUCCGGUAUCUUCGCAGAAAACACGACGCGAGGGAGGGCCAUUAGAAAAACUAAAAAGUACCAGAUUUGCUCUUCCUUCCUCUGUCGAGCAGCCGCGUAAGGUACAAGCGUUUAUCAAGAUAGCAGACGAAUCUGUGAUGUCACCAAUAUGCACCGGCGUUUCCUUGACGGCCAACUUAGAGAAUACCCCAAAACCUUCGAAGACACCGUAUCGAACUCCGAAGUCGGUCCGAAGGGCACCGAUUGAUUCAGACGAAAGGAUUCUGGGAACUCCCGAUUAUUUGGCACCGGAGUUACUCCUCCAACAGGGUCACGGCCCUGCCGUUGACUGGUGGGCGUUGGGAGUGUGUUUAUACGAAUUUAUGACCGGUGUUCCACCGUUCAAUGACGAAACGCCGAAAAAAGUGUUCGAAAAUAUUCUCAGCCGGAACAUAGAAUGGCCGCAGGACGAGGAAUCUCUCUCGAAUGAGGCUACCGAAACGGUUGAGCGGUUAUUGGAGAUGGAUCCCCAGAAAAGACCACAGGCCGCCCAAAUGAUGGAGAUGGCGUUCUUCGAAUCGAUCGAUUGGAACAACCUCGAAUCAGCCAAUCCGCCUUUUAUUCCUAAUCCUGACGAUCCACAGGACACGGGCUACUUUGAAGCGCGUAAUAUUAUGCAGCAUUUGAAGAUGUCAAACUUUCACAUGGAGUCUUGUUGAAUCAGGGUAGCUCUUAAAAAUAUUAUAGACUCAAUCGAUAUCUUUUGUAAUAGCCAUUUUUUAUAGAUAUAUGUUAUUUCAGGCACGACCCUAAGCUGUUUUUAUUG
Molecule: messenger RNA, 2420 nt
Organism: Malaya genurostris
Lineage: Eukaryota; Metazoa; Arthropoda; Insecta; Diptera; Culicidae
Gene: gwl
Product: serine/threonine-protein kinase greatwall
Exons: 6
Coding region: 25-2313 (762 amino acids)
Biological process (GO): peptidyl-serine phosphorylation; intracellular signal transduction
Cellular component (GO): nucleus
Molecular function (GO): protein serine/threonine kinase activity; ATP binding
Source: RefSeq, a predicted model, not a curated record